CUUGAACAAACCUUUAUAUUAACUAAUUCUAAUAUCAGAAUAUUUAGAUUUUACACAGCUCCUUAAAAUAUCAAUAGUGCUGUUUUACAAUUUUGUGUCUCUCUGCCGAACAUGAGGAAUCGACUUUUGGAAGUCAUGUUGGUAAAUGUGUUAAUCAGUUCUAUUGUUUGAACAAUUAAAAAUUACGACCAUGUGUAAGAAUUGUUUUUAUCCUUCACUUUUAUUAUAUGUAUAAGAAAUACAUUUAUAAAGCAAAACAAAUUAAAAACUAAUAAUUGUCACUAAUAAUUACCAGCAAAAUAUAUUAAUAGUUUUUUUUUAUUUAAAGGGAGGAACUAAGAAAUCUAUUCAAGCAAGGUGAUUGAGCUUGUCAAUUUUCAAACUUUAAUAAAAAGAAACUUACUUCAUAUGUUCUUAAACUCUCGUAUUUGAAUAUAAUAUUUCAAAAUUACUAUACUGCAUUAAUUCAUAUAAUAAAAAAAUAUUUUGAAAUACUGUAAAAUUUUAAUUGAUAAAUUUUAUAUAAAAUAUAUUAAAUUUUAAAUGACUUAUCUUCAGAGAGAAUUUAAAAAUUUAUCUCUUAUGCUUCAUUUAUUUAUUUAUUAUUAAUUAAUUUUUUUAUACUUGACUUUCAUUCUAAGCCUUUCUCAUUUUUUAUUUCAAAUAUUUUAGAAUUUUAAAAUUUUUCUUCUUAACGCUAUUAAUGUUGAAGACUAAUCUUUGUUUAUGAAAGCUAAUUCUUCCUUAUCACAUAGACCCUUCAAUUAAAUGUAGAAUUCUUUACUUACAAGUUACAAUACUUAAAGUUAAUUUGGUAUGACAUUAAGGUAUUACUCCCCAUUUAUCACAUUGCACAUAAGCCAAACCUGCCCUUUUCAGAGCUGAACAAGAACAAGAACUAGUGUUUCAAAAGCAAAGCUAGUCCACAAUUAUGUCACCACAGUAAAUGGGGGUAACACCUUUUUUAGCUGUAAAUUUAACUACAAUGACGUCAUGUGAACCUAGCUUGUUAGGUAAGGAUAUUUCCUUGGAAUUUUCCUCUUUUCUUCCUGGUCCUCUAGUUAGAUUUUGUAGAUUCUACUUUAGUGGCUCCAAAUUCACAUCAGGCUCUCGUAACCAAAAAAAAAAAAACAAUAUCAUUGAUUAAUAAGAAACAAUAUUGACAAGGGUAAGUAAGAAAAUUAUCCAAUUUACAACUUACAAUAAAGAGUUCUAGUCUUUAACAACCACUACUAAGAAAGGAACCCAUUAUUCAGAAGCAUACAAAACAUCCAACUGUAACAUUAUCACUCUCUCUUCCACUCAAUCAGAUUUGCACAUGAUUAAACCUCACAACUUUCCUUUAAAUUGGUCCACAUCCCUUGUCCUUCCCAUUGUGAUUCAUUCAACUAUCAAACCACAUUGCAAGGUGUUAUUUCAUUUGAAACCUUGCCAUGGCUUCCAACAAGCUCAUUGCUACCAUUUUGGUGCUUUCCCUCCUUACCUACACAACAUUCACAAAUGCUUGUGGGACAUGCCACCCUAAGGCUACCCCUCCUCCUGCAUCUGGGAAGUGUCCCAAAGACACAUUGAAGCUUGGUGUUUGUGCUGACAUCCUUGGACUUGUUAAUGUUGUUGUUGGGUCUCCUGUUUCUAGCAAGUGUUGUGCAUUGCUUGAGGGUUUGGCUGAUGUGGAGGCAGCACUUUGCCUUUGCACUGCCAUUAAGGCCAAUGUUCUUGGGAUCAACUUGAACGUACCAGUCACACUCAGUGUGCUACUUAGUGCUUGUCAAAAAUCGGUUCCUACUGGCUUCCAGUGUGCAUAGAAUAGAAUAUUCAUGUUGGGUUCAUAUAUCAUUACUUUGUGUACUCUUAUUUGUGCUUUCUUGUAGGUCUUGUGCAAUGUGUGACAUGUUUCAUUUUAAUAAUCAGGCAAUCAUGUUUGCCUUAAUUUACCUUUGUUCUUUUCCAGUAAAUUUGGGGAAGUUUGAUUUGAAGAUUGUCAAUUGAUAUUAAGUUCAUGUUUGGUUUAGUUUAUUUUAAGAAAAUAAUCGCUUAUUUUGUUUAUAGUUUUAUAAGAAAAUUAAAAAAAAAGCGAUUAUUUUCUUUAUAAAGAAAGCUCAUUCGAACAUUUGUACUAGUUUUUUUUUCCUGGGUAUAUUGGAGGUGUAAGGAUUUGAGUAUACAAAGUAAACCUCCGAUAUCAUUCUUAGACCAAUGUGAAUUGCAGAAUUUUUUGUACUUUACAAUUAGGUUCAAGAGUGUAUUAUAAAUUAUGUCAUUAUCGUCUAGUGUUUUUUCUUUCUUGAAUCAUUACCUCUUUUUACAAGAAAAAUCAGUUUUGCUCUUUUUUUUUUCGUCCUCGAAUUAAAGAUUUUGAAUUCCAUUCUCUACCUAUUUCUUUCUUAAUUACUGAGAAGUUAAAAAAAAAAAGAGACAGAGAGAAUAAAAUAGAAUUUCUAUUUAUCAAUUUUCUCUCCAGAAACAUCUUAGUAAGGAUAAUUAUAUAACCUGUAUAUUAAGCAAAUAAAGUUGACUUGUAUAUACACUCUAUCAUGUUCAUACGAGAAAGUUAUAAAUACCCUUUUUGGAUACAAAAUACAAUGUUUCCCACAAAAGACAACAGAUGCAGAGCGAUCUUUAAUUCUUUAUAAAAUUUUAUAUAUAAGUGAAAGAAGGUGUAUAAGAAUCCUUGUUAAAAUAAAAUUGCAUUGUCCGAAUUGUAUACGGUACAUGGACAAGCAAGGUUUCACAGGUAGGGUUAGGUCAUCUUUAUUGCUACUUCUUUACGCAACUUCUUGUUUUUAAAAAACAGUCCAUACAAAGAUGCAUCAUUAGAGAAUGUGAAGUAGUAAAAAUAAUAAGAACUAGUUGCUUCUGCAAGCAACCUUUGCAUGCACUGUGAGGGUUCAUAAGUACAAGUUUACC
Messenger RNA from Abrus precatorius (Indian licorice), 2907 nucleotides. Its product is annotated as 14 kDa proline-rich protein DC2.15-like. The record is from RefSeq and is a predicted model, not a curated record. The transcript has a single exon. Lineage: Eukaryota; Viridiplantae; Streptophyta; Magnoliopsida; Fabales; Fabaceae. Bases 1434 to 1805 code for a protein of 123 amino acids.